CCGUCGAUGGCGUCCGCUUGCUUCUCGCGGGAGCUCCAAGACCUCCUCAACCCGCUCCCAAAGUUCGCCGAUCCCGAGGACGACCAUGACGAGGCCACCAGAGCCCGCGUCAGCGACGCCUUCGCCGGGGACGUCGUCGACGAGGAGGCCGGCGGCGGCUUCAGCGCCCUGCGAAGACGGAACGACGGCGACGCGCUGGCCGAGGACGACGGAAGGUACCUGGGGAAGGCCGUCAGUAGGCGGCAGCUGCGGGACCAAGACCAAGACCGCGAUGGCGAGGACGAGGACGAGGAGGACGGCAGUCUGGAAGAACUAGAAGAGGACGAAGAGGAGGCGGAGUCCGAGGCGGACUUGCACGAGCCGACGGGCGCCACGGACGACGGCGAGGGAGACCCGAUGGAAGAGGAUGAAGAUGGCCUGGAGGAGGAGGACGGCGGCGGCGGCGCCAUCUCCACCUUCUCCAAGGAGAAGCUGGACGAGGAGGUGGAGAAGGGCCAGGCGGUCCGGAAGCAGCUGGCGCUGUGGGAGCAGCUCCUGGAGGCCCGCAUCAAGAUGCAGAAGGCGCUGGCCAGCGCCAACCGCCUCCCGCGCCCGCACGCCCUUCCGCGCUUCCGGGACAGGGGCGGCCCCCGGCUGGCGGGCGCCGCCAAGGACGCGCGCAAGGCCUUGAAGGCGCUCCAGAGGUCCCUGCUGGACCUUCAGGAGCUGCUCGGCCGCCAGAGCGCCGUGCCGGUCCUGCCGGGCCGGGAUGACGAAGAUGAAGAUGGCGGAGCGGCCCGGCGCAAAACGGCCACGUCCGCCUACCCCGAGGAGGCGUCCCGCCGUUUCGCCGCCUUCCGGCCGUACCGCGACGCCACGCUGCGGAAGUGGCACGACAGGACGCGGCUGGGCUCGGGCAAGCGCGGCGGCUUCGGCGCCUUCGAGCGCGACGUGGUCGUCCAAGUGGAGCAGAUCCUGACGGACAAGGAGCGACUGGUGCGACGGACGCAGACGCGGCGCUCCGAGUACCGCGUCCUCGGCGACGCCGCCGACCCCUCGGAGCGGAAUCUCGAUGGGCCAGCGCCUUCCAGAGGCGAUCCGACGAAGGACGCGGACGAGGACGUCUUUGACGACGACGACUUCUACCACCAGCUGCUGCGCGAGCUGAUCGAGCGCAAGACGGGCGGCGCCGACGGGCAGGUGGCGGCGGGUCGCCGCUGGCUGCAGAUCCAGAAGCUGCGCAGCAAGAUCAAGAAGAAAGUGGACACCAAGGCCAGCAAAGGUCGCAAGGUCAGGUUCGACGCGCACCCCAAGCUGCUCAACUUCAUGGCGCCCGUCGUCCGGGACGACGAGGCGCUCGCCCACGACGCCCGCACCGAACUCUACAGGGGACUCUUUGGACCCGCAGACGCCGCCCGGCUGUGACGUCAUCGUCUGUCAGAUGAUGAUUUUCCUAAAAGAUCGAGUGCGGUCUGGGACCUUUGCCCAAUAUAUGGCGGACUGCCCUCGUGGCGUACGUGGUUGCAAGUUCUGGAGUACUCCGUUGUCCUCAAUUUUAUGUGCAGCGCUUCAGUCCAGUAAAUGCCAAUCGACCAAUCAAAGUACUCCAUUUGAUUGAACCGCUCGUGCUCUAAAUGUGCCCAAAAGUGUUUUUUGUUUUUCCCUGGCAAAUCAUUGAAUAAUAUUUGAUCGACGCUUGAACGGCGUUUCCACGAGUUUGUCAGAACCCUCCCAGAAUCAUUGAGCCGCUCGACCGAGUUUGAAAUCUUGGCGUGUUUCGGCCGCACCGCAAACGCCGCGUUCUGCUUUGUGUCGGUCACGGGACGACGUUCGAGUCAAACAUCUUGCGGAUGCGACGACGGUCGCGAUCGGGCGAUACCAAACCCGUCCCGUCCUCCGAGGGGGGUUCUGGUUGAUCCUCUUUUUUUUUUCUUGAUACGGUCCAAUAUGCUUUGUAAAGAUG
This is a messenger RNA of Syngnathoides biaculeatus (alligator pipefish), 1942 nucleotides long. RefSeq names its product apoptosis antagonizing transcription factor (gene aatf). Bases 7 to 1404 code for a protein of 465 amino acids. The transcript is spliced from 4 exons. The record is from RefSeq and is a predicted model, not a curated record. Lineage: Eukaryota; Metazoa; Chordata; Actinopteri; Syngnathiformes; Syngnathidae. Gene Ontology annotation, biological process: regulation of transcription by RNA polymerase II. Gene Ontology annotation, cellular component: nucleus; nucleolus.